CAACCCUAAACUCCAUUUCAAUGUGUGGUGUAGAUUGACAACCUGAGUUUAAAAAGGCCAUGUGAGAAGGAGCUAGAAGACACCCAAAUACACAAAACUUUCUCUCUCUCUCUCUCUCUCUCUCUCUCUCUCUAGGGUUUUCAGAAUUCAACUUCCUCUUGUUAUUCAUAAAGGUAGUUAAACUUGGGAACAGACAGAGAAAAGGAGGAUCAACAGGUUCCCAAGAGUAGAAAACUAGAACAAGCAAAAAAGAAAACACAGAAGAAAGGUUGAAUAUUUUUAUAUAAAUAAAAAAAAAAAGGGAAAGAAGGGAUUUUUGGGUUAAUUAGGGUAUGGGGAGGGGAAGAGUGGAGUUGAAGAGGAUUGAGAACAAGAUAAACAGGCAGGUCACGUUUGCGAAAAGGAGAAAUGGGCUUCUCAAGAAAGCCUAUGAGCUUUCGGUUCUCUGUGAAGCUGAGGUUGCCCUCAUCAUCUUCUCCAACCGUGGCAAGCUCUAUGAGUUCUGUAGCAGCUCUAGCAUGCUCAAAACACUUGAAAAAUACCAAAAAAGCAGUUAUGGUUCGGUGGAAGUCAACAGACCUGGCAAGGAGCUCGAGCAGACCAGCUAUCGAGAGUACUUGAAGCUGAAAACUAGGUUGGAGUCCUUACAACGAACUCAGAGAAACCUUCUCGGGGAAGACUUGGGCCCUUUAAACACAAAUGAUCUUGAGAAGCUUGAGCGUCAACUGGAUUCAUCCCUGAAGCAAGUCAGGUCCACUAAGACGCAGUACAUGCUCGACCAGCUCUCUGAUCACCAAAAUAAGGAACAAUUAUUGCUGGAAGCGAACAGAGCUCUGACAAUAAAGCUUGAUGAAAUUAACUCAAGAACUCACCUUGAACAAUCAUGGCAAGGCGGUGAGCAAAGUAUGUCAUAUGGUCAUCAGACUGCUCAAUCUCAGGGGUUCUUCCAGCCUUUAGAUUGCAAUCCCACGUUGCAGAUAGGGUAUAAUGCAUCAAGUUCAGAUCAGAUAUCUGCUGCUACAACUCAUGCCCAACAAGUCAGUGGGUUUAUCCCUGGAUGGAUGCUUUGAGUUAGUGUCAUGUAAUUACCAGCAUGCUGGCAAUAUCUUAAUGGUUCAUAAGCAUUUGUAAGCUCAUAUUAACAUAAAAUUAAGCAGCAGUGACUGACUUACAGAGCACUAUGGAACCUUUAGCCAAGCCAAAAGGCAUGCAAGGAGUUUAUGAUGUGUUGAAAACCCUUAUGGGAGACUUAUUUUGCUAUAUUUUUCAGACAAAUUAAUA
Corylus avellana is the source of this 1281-nucleotide messenger RNA. RefSeq names its product agamous-like MADS-box protein MADS2. Lineage: Eukaryota; Viridiplantae; Streptophyta; Magnoliopsida; Fagales; Betulaceae. Gene Ontology annotation, molecular function: protein dimerization activity; RNA polymerase II transcription regulatory region sequence-specific DNA binding; DNA-binding transcription factor activity. Gene Ontology annotation, biological process: positive regulation of transcription by RNA polymerase II. Gene Ontology annotation, cellular component: nucleus. The record is from RefSeq and is a predicted model, not a curated record.